CCAACAAAAACAGCAAGAACAACAACAAAAUGUCGGAGAACAGCGACAACAAUGGUGACCAGCAAAGCCAGGGCCAGGGGGCGGAGGGGGAGGCGCAGGGCGAGAACAAAAUGAAGUCGCGUCUGCGCAAAGGAGCCUUGAAGAAGAAGAAUGUGUUCAACGUGAAGGAUCAUUGCUUCAUCGCCCGUUUCUUCAAACAGCCCACAUUCUGUUCCCACUGCAAGGACUUUAUCUGCGGCUAUCAAUCGGGAUAUGCAUGGAUGGGUUUCGGCAAACAGGGAUUCCAGUGUCAAGUCUGCUCGUAUGUGGUGCACAAGCGUUGUCAUGAAUACGUCACCUUCAUCUGCCCCGGCAAGGAUAAGGGAAUUGAUUCCGACUCACCAAAAACUCAGCACCAUUUCGAACCAUUCACAUACGCAGGACCCACGUUCUGUGAUCAUUGUGGUUCUCUACUCUAUGGCAUAUACCAUCAGGGUCUCAAAUGUUCAGCAUGCGAUAUGAACGUUCAUGCCCGAUGCAAGGAGAACGUGCCCAGUUUGUGCGGCUGCGAUCACACGGAGCGACGUGGACGCAUCUAUCUCGAGAUAAAUGUCAAAGAGAAUCUACUCACCGUUCACAUCAAAGAGGGUCGCAAUUUAAUUCCCAUGGAUCCCAAUGGCUUGAGCGAUCCGUAUGUGAAGGUCAAACUGAUACCCGAUGACAAGGAUCAGUCCAAGAAGAAGACGCGCACCAUUAAGGCGUGCCUGAAUCCCAUGUGGAACGAGACACUUAGCUACGAUCUGAAGCCAGAGGAUAAGGAUCGACGCAUAUUGAUUGAGGUUUGGGAUUGGGAUCGCACUUCGCGGAAUGAUUUCAUGGGCGCUUUAUCGUUUGGCAUAUCGGAGAUUAUCAAGAAUCCUACAAAUGGUUGGUUCAAGCUGCUCACCCAGGACGAGGGUGAAUAUUAUAAUGUACCGUGUGCGGAUGAUCAGCAGGAUUUGCUCAAACUAAAGCAGAAGCCCUCACAAAAGAAGCAGCCAAUGAUGCGCUGCGACACUCACACACAUUCACAGUCCAAAAAGGAUAUGAUUCGAGCCACAGACUUCAAUUUCAUUAAAGUGCUGGGCAAGGGCUCCUUUGGCAAGGUGUUGUUGGCGGAGCGCAAGGGCAGCGAGGAGCUGUAUGCGAUUAAGAUUCUCAAGAAGGAUGUGAUUAUACAGGACGAUGAUGUCGAGUGCACCAUGAUUGAGAAGCGUGUCCUGGCACUGGGCGAGAAGCCACCGUUCCUUGUCCAGCUGCAUUCCUGUUUCCAAACCUUGGACCGUCUGUUUUUUGUCAUGGAGUAUGUGAACGGCGGCGAUUUAAUGUUUCAAAUACAACAAUUUGGCAAGUUCAAGGAGCCAGUUGCCGUCUUCUAUGCUGCAGAAAUAGCAGCCGGUCUCUUCUUUCUGCACACCAAGGGCAUUUUGUAUCGCGAUCUGAAGCUGGACAAUGUCCUGCUGGAUGCCGAUGGACAUGUGAAAAUCGCUGAUUUUGGCAUGUGCAAAGAGAACAUUGUGGGCGAGAAGACGACCAAAACAUUCUGUGGCACACCCGACUACAUAGCGCCAGAGAUAAUACUCUAUCAGCCGUAUUGCAAGUCUGUGGAUUGGUGGGCCUAUGGAGUGCUGCUCUACGAGAUGCUGGUCGGUCAGCCGCCGUUCGAUGGCGAGGAUGAGGAGGAGCUGUUUGCUGCGAUAACCGAUCACAAUGUAUCCUACCCCAAGAGUCUCAGCAAGGAGGCCAAAGAGGCGUGCAAGGGCUUUUUGACCAAGCAGCCCAGCAAACGAUUGGGUUGUGGCAACACUGGUGAGGAGGAUGUGCGUCUGCAUCCAUUUUUCCGGCGCAUCGACUGGGAGAAAAUUGAGAAUCGCGAGGUGCAGCCCCCAUUCAAGCCGAAAAUUAAACACCGCAAGGAUGUGUCCAAUUUCGAUAAGCAAUUCACAUCAGAGAAAACAGACUUGACGCCCACGGAUAAAGUAUUUAUGAUGAAUCUGGAUCAAUCGGAAUUUGUUGGCUUCUCCUACGUGAAUUCCGAAUACAUUGUGAGCCCAUAAGCAGCUAGCUAAAAGUUGAUAGAAACAACAACAAAAUAAUACACCGUAAACGGAUUAAUGGAACCACCCAGAGAGUUGUGUCAUCAGUUGAUAUUAAUUGUUAUUUAAAAGACAUCAUUUGUUUUCAUUUCAUUUGUAUUCAUAAUUGUUAUGCUAAGCAAAAGCAAUAAUUUUGUGUGUUGUCUUAAGUUGUUUAUUUAUUGCUUAGUUAAAUCUUUGACUAAUUGUUAGGCACUCAUGAGUAUUCUAAGUUAACAUUCACAACACAUAUAUAUACAUAUUCGUUUAGCUGUAUAAUCAUUGUUGAUCAAACUGCAACUCGAAACCAAAAACAAAAAAAAAAAAAAGUAACAAAUCAUGUGCAAUAAAAACUAUAUUUAAUUUAACUACCGUUACCCAUACGCUUUUCUCUGCUCGAAAAAGACAAUACUGCAUCAACUUUCUCGCAGUCACAUUUUCAUAUUUCAAUUUUCCUGAGACGAAAGUGCUCCCUUUUCAAAAGUUUCUUAAAUUUAGUAAAGUAUUAAAGUUGAGCUAAAUUUUUUCAAAUAUAUUUAAAUAUGGUAUAUAUAAUGGUUAAUCAAACGUCUUAUUAGCAAGCAUCUGGAUGUUAACACACCACAAAUUAACACACA
Molecule: messenger RNA, 2710 nt
Organism: Drosophila grimshawi
Lineage: Eukaryota; Metazoa; Arthropoda; Insecta; Diptera; Drosophilidae
Gene: Pkc53E
Product: protein kinase C, brain isozyme
Exons: 14
Coding region: 30-2075 (681 amino acids)
Biological process (GO): protein phosphorylation
Molecular function (GO): zinc ion binding; diacylglycerol-dependent serine/threonine kinase activity; ATP binding
Source: RefSeq, a predicted model, not a curated record